This is a messenger RNA of Chinchilla lanigera (long-tailed chinchilla), 2047 nucleotides long. It is a transcript of the gene Ly6g5b, whose product is annotated as lymphocyte antigen 6 complex, locus G5B. Gene Ontology annotation, cellular component: external side of plasma membrane. NCBI's taxonomy places the organism in Eukaryota, Metazoa, Chordata, Mammalia, Rodentia, Chinchillidae. The record is from RefSeq and is a predicted model, not a curated record. Bases 863 to 1522 code for a protein of 219 amino acids. The transcript is spliced from 3 exons.
AAACCAGCACGCUUGGUGCCGUGGAUCUGGGUGAUGUCCCUAGAACAGUGGAGCAGAGCAGAAUUCCUAGGUAGGGUGUAGGGAGGUCAAAGGGAAAAGGUACCAAGACUAGAGAAGUAUUUGUUCUCGCUGGCGUUUCUACUGCAACAGGCUUUAUCAGUGAUACUCUCUUCAGUUCUGAUUCCUUUUUUGUUGGUUUGCUUUUUGAGACAGGGUCUCACUAUGUAGCACUCAGGCUGGCCUUGAACUUAGUGUUCCACCUGCCUGAGCCUGGCUUUCGGUUGUGGUUUUAAAGAGAAAGUGGGGCAUGGUGGCGCACACCUAUAAUCCCAGCACUUGGGAGGCUGAGGCAGGAGGAUAGCUGAGUUCGAGGCCAGCCUGUCUCAAAAGCAAGACCCUGUGUCAAAAAAAAAACAUAAAAGGAAUGUAGUCCUGGAGGCAAGGUCCAGAUUGCUGCUCAGCGGUGUUUGUGCGCCCCCUGCUGGGGGAGCUGAGCCGGCUGGUCUGCAGGUUGGGUGGGGGCGCCUGCUGAGUGAGCGCAGUGGGACCCGAGUCUGGAGGACAGCAGGUGGUGCCAGACACAGCUAAUGCCCAACCCUGAGGGGAGGACGUAGGCUUCGGGCAUGUAGGAUAGGGUAGACACUUCAGUGAAGGUUCAGCUGUCAGGUGGUGCCCUGUCUGGGCCGCCACUCCCACACUCAGGAGCCAGACUUUGUGGGUGAGGACACGUCGUCCCUCCUGCCAAGGUAAUGACUUCCUCCUCGAGCCAGGAUCCUGCCCCAGGCAGGAAUAUAGCUCUGCCCCUCCGGCAGCUCCUUUCAGAUGCCUGCCAACAGCACCCUGAAGCUCUGGAUCAAGGAGCAUGGUCCCAGGAAAGUGGGCUUUCAGGGCACCCCACCGGAACCGCUGCUGUCCACACUCCGCCAUGAAGGGCUACGUGCUGGUAGACGUGCUGGUCGUGGUGGGCUUCGCACUGGGAAAGGCUCCUGUUCCCGAAGUCCGGACCUGCCACUUCUGCCUCUUAGAAGACCCUUUUGUCGGAUGCAUUUCCGGCUCGGAGAAGUGCACCACCAGCAGCUCGUCCCCGUGCAUGGUGAUCUCCAUCUAUUACGAGAUCAAGGUCCGCUUCAACAUCCGAGGCUGUGGACAGAUCAAUUCCUACCGCUGCCAAGAGAAGCGCCACACUUACUUCGCCCAGUACUGGUACCAGGUGCAGUGCUGUCAGUACGAUUACUGCAACUCCUGGGCCAGCCCCCAGCUCCAGAGCUCCCUGCCUGAGCCCUCCGAGGGGCCCCUGGCUCUGCCUCUGUCCGACGCCCAGGCCCGCCGGUUUUACCACGCCCUGAACCUCUCCUUGCCCCUGCCUAGCGUCCAUGUAGGGAAGGAGCCUGAAGGCCUGGGCCCCCAGGACCCCCUGGCCACCCUGCCCCUGGCGCUGGGCUUGUCCCUUGCUGACCUGCGACAUGUGUACCUGUUCUUCAACAGCUCAGGGCUUCUGGUUCUUCCCAGGGCUGGGUCCUGACACCUUCCUUUCCCACGCUGCACCCCUGGUAUCCUGCCGUACCUCACCCUGUGCUCCCUGCGCCCUCCUGGGCUUCCCUCCUUUGACCUAAGUUUUACCCCCCCCACCCCCCCCAUCCUGUGUUGCUCUUUCUGCCUCCUAGAAAAACGCUAGUGUAGAUUGCUCCCUGGCUGGCGAGAGAAAGGCACAGCGGUUCCCGUCAUCGGAGUGCUGCACCCCCCACCCUGGCCCCACGCUGUGUCCACUCAGGCCUGCGCCGUAUCCGCUCGGGCCUGUCUCUAAGACUCGGUGGCGCAUGGCCUUCCAGCGGGAAGCAUGGGUAGAGUCUCUGCAGCUGUCCUGACGCGGCACUCCAGCCCUGCUGCCGCCCGGUCUUCUGCUCAGCCUCGUCGCAGUCCUUGGCCGCCUUGGCCCCUUUUACCUCACUGAGUCCUUGUGCACCUGCUGAAAGGGGAGGAGAGGGCUGUGUGGGUUUGCUGUGUCUCCCAUUGCCCUGCACAAUAAACCAGGCCGGGGUAACUGCCA